Messenger RNA from Brettanomyces nanus, 1302 nucleotides. RefSeq lists its product as uncharacterized. The transcript has a single exon. Bases 1 to 1302 code for a protein of 433 amino acids. Gene Ontology annotation, cellular component: transcription elongation factor complex; elongator holoenzyme complex; cytoplasm. NCBI's taxonomy places the organism in Eukaryota, Fungi, Ascomycota, Pichiomycetes, Pichiales, Pichiaceae. The record is from RefSeq and is a predicted model, not a curated record. Gene Ontology annotation, biological process: tRNA wobble uridine modification.
AUGUCGUUUAGAAGAAGAGGGGAGAUUCUCAGCAGGUCAGAGAGAAUUAUUACGGGCUCGUUGAGGGAGGAUCGGGUGCCGACACGGAGGCCUGUCAGCUUACGCCGUGGAGGUGGUCUCAGUGGACCAAAUGCACCCCGUGCGCUUGGCAUCCUCGGUACUGCAGGCACCACCGGUACCCAGGCAACCCAGGGAACCCCAGAUUUGCACCUCGCAAUCAAGCCAUCUCUACUCACCUCUACACCAACCACAUCAACUGGUUCAGUCGAUAUUGACCUCAUAUUGGGCCAUCAGGGUCUCCCAUUGGGCUCCUCGCUACUUGUAGAAGAGGAUGGGGCUACAGAUUUCGCCUCUACGUUGAUCAAACUAUUCUUGGCUCAAGGUGUUGUCCAUAACAGAAUUUCUUCAUCUGGAGCCACUCAUGAUAUAGUAGUUGGCGUUCCCUGGGAGUGGGCUGCUUCAUUACCUGGCAUCUACAAGGGCUCUACAAGAGAACAGAAGCGUAAGAAGCUCGAGCAAAUUCAAAAGAGAAUCAGUGUAACCAAUGUCAUUGAUCAGCAAUCUGAACAGUCUUCGGAUCUCAAGAUUGCCUGGAGAUACGGACUUCAACAGAGACAGCAACAGCAACAGCAGCUCUCUACAGACACAGAAACUGACCCAUCUUCGCAAUAUCCCAGUUAUAAUUCGUCAUUUGAUAUCACCACUAACUUGGUUCCCGCUGCCAACCCGAAGGAACUCAGUUGUAUUCCCAUUGGGGACAGUUAUAACGGUAUUUUAAGUCAAAUCAAUAGUGUUAUUCAACGAUACUCGGAUAAAUUGAUUCGUAUAGCUCUUCCCUUGUUCCUCAACCCAAUGGUGUACAGUGGUGACAACUUUCUAAAUCCAUGUGAAGUGAUCCGGUUUCUUCAUUCACUCAAAUCGAUUCUCAAAAGACAUAAAGAUCGUGUCGUGAUGAUGAUAACGUUAAAUUUGGACUUGUAUCCACGUGAUAGUGCAAUGGUUACCAUUAUCGAGUCGAGUUUGAUCGAUGGUGUCAUUGAAUUGAAACCGUUUGACCCAGAACUUUAUGAAUAUCUAGAAAGAAUCUACCGGAAACAGCCGACAAAGGUGAAGCACGGGCAUUUAAACGUCUACAAGAUUCCAAUAUUGAGUGAUCUGGGCCUAAUGAAAGUGAGCGAGAUGGAAUUGUGCUUUAAAAACGGUAAGAAACGGUUCGAAGUGGAACGGUGGAGUAUCCCUGUGGAUGAGGGAGAGACGGAGGACAAAGACGAGAUCAAAAGCCCAAGUCAAUUGGACUUCUAA